This is a messenger RNA of Phyllopteryx taeniolatus (common seadragon), 8458 nucleotides long. RefSeq names its product protocadherin 1a (gene pcdh1a). Gene Ontology annotation, molecular function: calcium ion binding. Bases 624 to 4109 code for a protein of 1161 amino acids. Gene Ontology annotation, cellular component: plasma membrane. Gene Ontology annotation, biological process: homophilic cell-cell adhesion. The transcript is spliced from 5 exons. The record is from RefSeq and is a predicted model, not a curated record. Lineage: Eukaryota; Metazoa; Chordata; Actinopteri; Syngnathiformes; Syngnathidae.
UCCUCCAACCUUCUGAUGAGACGAGAGAGGCAGCGAAGGGAGCAAGUCAGCCACAGCAUCUCAUCACCACUUGCUCUCUGGACCUGCUUCAGAUGGGCUCUUUUUUUUUUUUUUUUUUUUUAGAUUAUUAUUAUUAUUUUUGAAGCUGUCCUUGUCCGCGUUGCUCUCAUUUAACCACCAGGUGUGUCCUUAGAGUCCGCUCCAGACUACUUUUUGGUGGACAAACUCGGACCGAAAGGGAUGCGCCAGUCAUUGCAUUUUGGCUGAGGACUGAACAUGGCUCACAGGAGAGCAAUCCCCAGUGAAAUGAGGCCACUCAUUUCUCAGGUUAAUCGUCAAAUAAUUGAAGGCUAACCGCAAACUUUGAAUAUUUCUGCUGAGGGCUGAGGAAAAAGAAAAAAAAAAUAUAUCUACAUAUAUAUAUCUCCCUUGACGACUGUCGGCAGACCAGACGCGGUUGCAGUCUUCUGAAUUUGAAUGCGGGAAAGUUCUAAACGGAUUGAGUGGCAGCUGAAGUUAUUUUGACGCGACAUUCCGGGCUGGUGGAUGUAGCAGCUUUUGGACGGAUUGCGGCCACGCGCUCAUCCAAGUCUCUUGGUUCAGGAAGAUCUUCUCAUGACCCCAUGGAACGGAAUUUACUAGUGAUGCUACUUUGGCUCCCGGUGCUGCUCUGCAGCUUCGCUGAAGGCAGCAUUAUGUAUCGGGUCCAAGAAGAGCAACCUCCCAACACUCUUAUUGGUAGUCUGGCUGCAGACCACGGGCUGCCAGACUCAGGUCAUCUCUACAAGCUGGAGGUGGGUGCCCCUUAUCUACGUGUUGAUGGAAAGACUGGAGAUAUUUUCACCACUGAGAUCCCCAUCGACAGAGAGACACUGAGAGACUGCCGGUUGCUUGUUAGGGGUAAGCCCUGCUACCUGGAAUUUGAAGUAUCCGUAACAGAUCUGAUACAGAACCAGAGCCCUAGACUCAUUGAAGGACGCAUUGAGGUACAGGACAUCAAUGACAACACCCCGCAGUUCCCGUCUUCUGUGCUCACUAUAUCCGUCCCUGAGAACACGAUCAUGGGGGCACUGUUCUCCAUACCGUUAGCAACUGACAGAGACUCAGAAAGGAAUGGGGUGAAUGAUUAUGCCCUGACAGCAGGACAAGAUGCAGAAACACUGUUUGGUUUACAAGUGGCAGAUGACAGGGGUGGCAAGCUCCCACAGCUUAUUGUUCUGGGCAACUUAGAUCGCGAGAUAAAGGAUUCCUAUGACCUUACCAUAAAGGCUGUGGAUGGAGGAAACCCACAGCGCUACAGCAGUGCUUUGCUGCGAGUGGUCGUCACUGAUGCCAAUGACAAUUCACCCAAGUUUGAAAAAUUGACAUAUGAAGCAGAAGUAUCGGAGAACAGUCCAGUGGGGCAUUCAGUGCUGCAGGUUAAAGCAAAUGACUCUGACAUGGGCCCUAAUGGAGAAAUUGAGUACACACUUCAUCAAGCAGGAGACCCAGUGCCAAAACUCUUACGAAUAGAUCGGUCCACUGGUAUCAUCUAUGUCAAAGGACCACUGGACCGAGAGGAGAUUGACAGCCUGUCCUUCUACGUGGUAGCAAGGGAUAAGGGUCCACAACCGAAGAGCUCAAAGACCUUUGUUACCAUUGAGGUGAAUGACCAAAAUGACAAUGCUCCAGCUGUGGAGAUUCGUGGCAUUGGUCUUGUGACUCACAGUGACGGAGUAGCUAACAUUUCAGAAGAUAUGCCGGUGGGAACCGCUGUUGCUUUGGUGCAAGUGUCUGACAAGGACGAGGGAGAGAAUGCUGUGGUCACAUGUGUGGUUGCGGGGGAUGUGCCCUUCCAGCUCCGCCCUAUCAGUGACUCAUCCAGUGACAACAAGAGGAAAUAUUUCCUACAAACAACCACUCUCCUCGACUAUGAAAGGGUGAAGGAUUAUCGAGUGGAGAUUGUGGCCGUAGAUUCUGGGAAUCCUGCGCUCUCUAGUACUAACUCGUUGAAAGUACAGGUAACUGAUGUAAAUGAUAACUCUCCAGUAUUCUCCCCAACCUUGUUUGAGGUAGAUUUUGCAGAAGAAAAUCAACCUGGAGAAAAGGUUUUGGAUGUUAUAGCUUCAGAUGCGGACAGCGGCACAAACGCAGACCUUCUCUAUCACAUUGUAGCAGACACAUCCAUCAAGGGUCUGUUUGAGAUUGAUCCAAAAACAGGGGAAGUCAAAGCUCGGAACCCACUUGAUCGUGAGCACAAAGAACACUAUGAGUUCCGGGUCACUGCAGCUGACAAAGGCUCACCUGUCCAUAAAGGAACAGCAACUGUUGUAAUAAAAGUCCUUGACCGCAAUGACAAUGACCCCAAAUUUAUGCUGAGUGGCUACAGCUUCUCAGUUUUAGAAAACAUGCCUCCCCUGAGCCCUGUUGGCAUGGUAACAGUCAUGGAUGCUGAUAAAGGUGAAAAUGCUCAUGUUCAACUCUCUGUAGAGUCUGAUGGAGGGAAAUUUGUUGUUCAAAAUGGAACUGGGACCAUUCUCUCAAGCAUUUCAUUUGACAGGGAGAAAGAGAGCAGCUACACUUUCCGUCUAAAAGCAGUGGAUGGGGGGCAACCACCCCGGUCUUCUUAUGUGGGUGUUACCAUCAAUGUACUGGAUGAAAAUGACAAUGAUCCAGUUGUUACAAAACCCUCCAAUUCUUCCUUCAGACUUUUGUCACCCCUUGCGUCCGCUGAUAGUCAUGUGGAAGUGGUGGAAGCUGAAGACCUUGACAGUGGGGUCAACGCAGAGCUGGUCUUCAGCAUUGCAGGUGGUAACCCUUACCAGUUAUUUCGCAUUUCGCCGUCCAGUGGAGAGAUUACGCUAGCAAAGGAGAUGGCCCCAAAAUAUGGCGGACUCCAUCGCCUGGUGGUAAAAGCGACUGACAGAGGGAAGCCUGCACGUCAUGCCACUGCCUUGGUCCAUAUCUAUGUCAAUGAAACCAUUUCAAACGUCAGCUUAGUGGAGGCUCUAAUUGGACACAGUCUCUACACUCCGCUAGACAGGGAUAUUGCUGGUGAUCCUGACAAUGGCUUUGCUGCACAACGGAGCAACAUUUUGUUUGGAAGCCUUGCUGGGGUGGCAGGUGUUGUGAUGCUUAUCUUGGUGGUGGUUUUUAUUCGACACCGCAUCCAAAGAGAAACAAAGAGUGGAUAUCAAGCGGGCAAGAAGGAAACAAAGGACUUGUACGCACCUAAACAGGCACCAAAAAAUGUCAAAGGGAAACGAGGUAGGAAAGGAAAACCUCAGAAAUCCCCAAAACCACUUGGGGAAGAAGAGGAGGUCAGCCUCCAAAAAAGCCUCAAAUUCAACCUUGACGCAGUCAAUGAUAGCCCAAGGAUACAUCUGCCCCUGACUUACUCACCAGAAAGCCCUGAUAUAGGUCGGCACUAUCGCUCCAACUCCCCGCUGCCCUCCAUUCAGCUACAGGCCCAGUCUCCCUCGGGCUCACAAAAACAUCAGGCAGUCCAAGACCUUCCGGCUACUAAUACCUUUGUCGGCACUGGAGGAGAUGACAACUCUACUGGGUCAGACCAGUACUCUGAUUACAGCUACAAGACCAGUCAACCCAAGUACAACAAACAGCAUCCCCAUCGGCGAGUGACCUUCUCCACCACCAACCCUGUGCAGGACCUGCAGGAUGCCUCUCAGCACAGUUACUAUGACAGCGGCUUGGAAGAAUCAGAGACACCCAGCAGCAAGUCAUCGUCUGGCCCUCGCAUCGGACCCUUGAACCUGCCUGAAGACCACUAUGAGCGAACCACUCCAGAUGGCAGCAUUGGAGAGAGCGAGCACCCUGAAAACGCUGAUAAUGGAGCGGACUAUGUCAAUACCAACUGCUGGAUCUGCGACCAGAAAGGACAAGUUGUUUUUUUGUUAGAGACGUUUGUGGGGAAAAAAGCCCCAUCAAGCGAUCCCCUGUGGCAAGUUGUCUUGAGUACGCCUAUAAUUCCGAGAUCAUUCUCGCACACGCAUUGUGCUGCUGCUGUUCGUUCCCCACCGCUUGUUUGUAAUUUUAUUGCAGAGCAAAUAGGUCACUGGAAGAGCCUAACUGGAGCAGAAUUAAACUUUCUAACCUGGAUUAGGUUUUGACACCACAGAGAGACAAUGGUUUAUCAUCACCCUAGUUUACCAGGGGCCUUCAGCAACAUCACGUCUGGGUCUGAAAUGAAACCAAUGAUGUGUCAAGUCUUCACAAUAUCCUGAAUUUAAAUAUCUUGCUUGUGUGAUCGCAAAGCAAAUGUGACUACACACUGAAAAUGUGGUCCUGACAGCAGAUAACCGUAAUUGCCAAACAACAGCAGGAAGGCCAAACCUUUGAAUGAGGUAAUGUGAGACACAAACUAUUAACUGAAGCAAAUUAUGAAAUUGGCUGAUUUUAAAUAUGAGCUGACAUCGAUUAAAGUAGCGGAGAUUGCAGCCACAUGUGAAAUCUAGAGGGGACCAGAAUAGAAACCCCAUUAUCCCAAUAAAUCUACCCCCUCCAAAUUCAUUCCUCGUUCAUUUGUGCAUUAAAGUGAUUUCUCUGUGGUUUCAUCAUUGUGUCUUGCUGACUUGAAUAACAAUAGAGAUGAUUAUAUUUUUUGGGGGGGGGGUUAAAAAAAAACUGACAUUUGUUGGGUUUUAGUUCACCUACUGUUAAGAAUGCUAUAUUGACAAUUAUGAUGAAAAAAUGAAAAUACUGAUUAUGUUUGUGUAAUGUUUGAAUGUAAUAUUGUUUGAGCAAUGUCAGAGAAAAGAAAGGGCAUUCAAAAAAAUCAUAUACUGUAUGCAAUGUCUUCAUGGGGCAUAGUUAAAGCACCUUCACUUACAGUAAAUGUUGAUUAACACUGGCUUUUAUUAAAAUGAUGAAAUCCAUGAUUAGUGUUCGGAAUUACUGCCCCCCCCCCCAAAUAAAAAAAGCUAAGUAAAACAAAAAACAAAAAAAAUAACAGCAGACAUUAGACUUCAUGUGGUUUCAACACCGCAUUGCUGCUCAACAUUUCGGGGUUUUGCACUAAGCUUGUGAACUGAAUGAGCGGUGCCUUAAUCAGUGUCCCUAAGCUUCAGAUGUGCUCAUGUGUUACUGUAACAAAUAGGAAUGGCUUGCUUUAUUUUGGGAUGAAUUUCGAUAGUAUUAUAUUGUCAACUCUAAGCACAUACAUGAGCAACAGUGUACUGAAGCAGCAGGUUUGGAGCUAGUAGUGUGUUUGGAACGUGGGCUUGAAAGUACACAUUUGCUGAUGCGUCAUGAUUAUAGUACUGGUACAUGGUACGUGAAGAAAGUAAGUAAGUAUCCCUGGUAUCUCUUGUGGUUAUGAGUGGUCCUUGAUGCUAUGUGUCUACUGGUAAAAUCAUGAGAUGGUGGCGUUAAACUUUAAGGAUGAUUUUAGAGGUUUGCUCUCUUAACUAUCAUCGAAUAUGUGAUUUGCAGACAAGGGAGAGUGCUAUGCGUCUUGGCGGCAAUGCUAGUGGAGGGCCAGACCCUCUUCGACCUCACUUUGUCGAGCAGUUCAGGCGGGCAUCAUAAUAAAGCCCUGAAGUGUCAUCCCGCCACACUACGUUGUCGGCGACCAAGAGCUACUGAAACUCGCUCUCGCUAGUGUUCUGACCCUUAAUGAUGGAUGGAACCUGAGGGAUUGGAUUCACACUGUAUCGCUGUGACAUGAAUUCCCUGAUUUCGAGUAGAAUGGAGUGUCUUUUAGAUGCUCUCACAGUCAAAGGAGGAUAUUGCAGUUCAAGGGCCUUCCAUACUUCAUAAUGACUAUACACAGUGUCAAAAGUAAUGUAACGCAGCAGUAUGUUCUUGUACAUUUCCUUCCAGAUGAAAAUAAGCACCCAGUGAAAGGAUCAAUUACUAAUUUACAAUAUUGUGUUCAUGUAAUCUAUAGUCAACACGCCUCAAGCAAUAGAGGAAAUGAAAAAUAAAUGUGUCUUCCAAAGCUUACGUGCAAUGCAUGUUAUUAUGUUAUGCAUCCAAGGUGCCAUCACAUUUGUUUUACUGUGCAGUUAAAACUAAAUGCCACAAUCUUAUUUUAUGUAUUUAUUUAUUUAUUUAUUAACAGUGUCAAAUCUCACUCGCUAAUCCCUUGGCUGUUGUUUGAAAAGUCUGUCUUUCAAAGCAUACUUUUUCACAUGAGCUCUCCCUGAAGAGUUCUUGUUCUGCAACAAUCCUGACAGAAAUGUUCUAUCAUGAAACUUUCUUCCCAUGCCAGCUUUCUAUUGAAUGUCUGCUUUAAUUAGGCAGUCAACUCCAUGACACUGGAAUAUUGUCACUGAUUUGUGAGGGUUUCUGUCAGAGAUUCUUGUGGCUCUUGCAAUUCAUCGGUGAAAGCCAGAGGUCUGUUGCUCUUUAAGCGGUGCAUUGCAAGGCAUCUACACGUGUCACUCAUCUUGAUGAGCUAUCUACUGUGUCUGGCAGGGAAAUGAGGUGGCCAUCAUACACAGGCACUGAAGAACAGAUGGCAAGUACAGCCAUAAAAAAGACUGAUGUUUACUCAUGUUGUGCAUUUGUUUAUUGCCACAUCUUUAUUUGAAUACCUUAAUGUACUACAGGUAUAGAGAUAUUCAAAUACUUACGAACUUGUCUACCAUUGUUGUUUUUUUUUUUACUAUUAUUUUUAAAAAUGGCCACAAUGUCAACAUUGACAUCACACUUGAAAAAGCAAUCUAAUCCAGUGUGCAUGACCAAAUAUAUGCAUGAUGAUUAACGUUUCUUUUUAGUAGCUCCAAAAGUGUGGUAUGUCCCCUGCUGGUAUUCUAAUUUGAUAAACAUGUACGAGUAUAUAGCCAUGCUAAUGCUCCUUAAAACAGGGACUAAAGUGCAGGUGUCAUAUUUGUUUUCAAUGCAGUACGUACACCAUUGUGGAGCGUGUUGUGGCAGUCAAGUGAUACUCAUGUUGCUAUUAAAAAAAAAAACAACAAAAAAACACAUCUUAUUUUUAUUGAUGGGGGGGAGGUGGGGGGGGCAACAGGAUAAGCAGAGUCAGACUUCCAUUUCCUCAACCACUUUGACCAGUUCUUGCACCGAUAUCCCAAGGUGUUUCCAUGGUCUCGGAUUUAGAAGUGCUGAUUCUCAUAUUAAUUUUUUCCACACUCGGCUGUGAACCAAUCAGUGAGAGUUGAAGAUUGUGGCCCAAGUGGCCCAAGUGACGCAGUCAGAAUGCACACACAAGCACAAUUCGGCUUAGCUCCUUCUUUACCAUAACGGACCGAUACAAAGUCCGCAUCACUGCAGACGCUGCACCGAUCCGCCUGUCGAUCUCCCGUUCCAUUCUUCCCUCACUCGUGAACAAGACCCUAAGAUACUUGAACUCCUCCACUUGGGGCAGGAUCUCAUCCCCGAACUGGAGAGGGCAUGCCACCCUUUUCCGACGGAGGACCAUGGUCUCCAGUAUUGAAGUGACAUUCUGAAACUGGUUCAUGGUUACUACGUAAUGAAAAUCUAAUUAUGAUGUAAUGUUCUAAAAUGAAUUUAGCCACAUCAAGAAAAUAAAAAUGUUCCCUAGAGAAAGUUGAGAUGAUUGUACACUGUUUUUGCAUUUCAUGUAAUACGAUACACUGAAACAGUUGUUUAAUUACUUUGUGUGAGUCUUAAUAGUGCGACAAUUAUUGUUUGAAUAUUGUUGCUAAUGUGAAGAUAUAUCCAGAUACAAGAUAUAUAUAUAUAUACCCCUUGGCCUCUAGUUUCAGGAUAUGAGGUAUAAUCAAAUGAUGGGUUGUCCAGGAAUAACCAGAGCUACAACUCAAUAUACAUCGAGGCCAUUUGGUUGAAACCUUUCUGUUCUUCAUCGUGUAGUCCAUUCAGACAGCUUGGAGGUGGGUAGAUCCAUGUGUUAAUGGGGUCUCACACUGUUGCGAUCAAAGGUAGAAUUAACCAAGGGAUACGUGACGAUCAAUAUGGGGGAGGGAAAAAAAGCAAAUGGCUCAUGGAAAACAUGUUUUUUUUGUCGACACGAUCAAUGAAUGAAUGAUAGAGGAGGAGACAGCUUUUUGUCCCUGGAAUUCUAAAAGGGAUUUUUUUCUGACAGCAUAUUGGAUGAUGCUGAUGAUGAUUGUUUUUUUUUUUUUAAUAAAUGAAAAAUGUGUGUUUGUGUGUGUUUUUAAUGCAAGCACUGCGGAAUGACAUUAACAUGAACCCAAUGCCACUCAACUAGAAAAAAAUCAAUGUAUGUGUACUGUAAGUGCAUGGGACAUUUGGUUCAAAGAAACAAACACAUUAGCAGUAGGCCUAAAUACACUGUAUGUGGGGUUACACACACAGUUGUUGCACACUGAGGCAUCAUGGAUCUGCUGGAGCCGUAGGGUGAUGUCACUAUGGCACACAGGUCAAUAGAGUGAAGACAUAAAACACCUGAAAGCUUUCAAAUGCUUCAGAGGCAGGGGCCAAUCAAGAAAAAAACAAAAAACAAGAGGACUAGACAUUCUUGGUCUCUCCAAGUAAAUGUCACAGUCAUCAGCAA